CGGCCCCGCGGCGCCGAGACUGUACAUGACAUUUGGCUUGGGGAACAGAAUGCGCCAUGGGACAACCUCAAAGAUAUCUCUCCAGAUGGGGUCCCUUACUUGAGUGAUGUGUCUGCUCUCCUGACUUGUCUUCACACCCAAAGGAUUUAUUUUCCUUUUGGAAAUAUUUUAAGUUGAAAUCUUGUUCCCUACUGGCAACUGUCUACACUAAAGACUGUGUGCAUCAUGGGUGAUAUGGCAAACAACUCGGUUGCAUAUAGUGGCGUAAAAAAUGCUGUAAAAGAAGCUAAUCAUGGAGAUUUUGGAGUUACUCUUGCAGAGCUCCGUUCUCUCAUGGAACUUCGAGCUGCAGAUGCGCUGCAUAAAAUACAGGAAUGCUAUGGAGAUGUACAUGGCAUCUGUACAAAAUUGAAAACUUCACCAAAUGAAGGUUUAAGUGGAAAUCCAGCAGAUAUAGAAAGGAGAGAAGCAGUUUUUGGGAAGAACUUUAUACCUCCUAAAAAGCCAAAAACAUUUCUUCAGUUAGUAUGGGAAGCACUACAGGACGUUACACUAAUUAUAUUAGAAAUUGCAGCUGUAGUAUCCUUGGGCCUUUCUUUUUACCAGCCUCCAGGAGGAAAUGAAUCAUUAUGUGGAUCAGUAAAUGUUGGUGAAGAAGAGGACGAAUCUGAAACAGGUUGGAUUGAAGGAGCAGCAAUCCUCUUAUCUGUAGUUUGUGUGGUAUUAGUAACAGCUUUCAAUGACUGGAGUAAAGAGAAACAAUUUCGGGGAUUGCAGAGCCGUAUUGAACAAGAACAGAAAUUCACAGUCAUCAGAGGUGGCCAAGUCAUCCAAAUACCAGUAGCUGACAUUAUUGUUGGAGAUAUUGCACAAGUGAAAUAUGGUGAUCUCUUACCGGCUGAUGGUGUACUCAUUCAAGGAAAUGACCUUAAAAUUGAUGAAAGCUCACUGACUGGAGAAUCUGAUCAUGUUAAGAAAUCCCUGGACAGAGAUCCUAUGCUGCUGUCAGGCACACACGUGAUGGAAGGCUCUGGACGAAUGGUAGUAACUGCUGUAGGUGUGAACUCUCAAACUGGAAUCAUCUUUACCUUACUUGGGGCUGGAGGAGAUGAAGAAGAGAAGGAAAAGGAAAAAGAAAAGAAGGACAAGAAAAGUAAAAAGCAAGAUGGAGCUGUUGAAAACCGUAACAAAGCUAAAGCUCAGGAUGGUGCAGCCAUGGAAAUGCAGCCACUGAAAAGUGAGGAUGGUGGGGAUGGAGACGAGAAAGACAAGAAGAGAGCAAAUUUGCCAAAGAAAGAGAAAUCAGUUCUUCAAGGCAAACUUACAAAGCUCGCAGUUCAGAUUGGCAAAGCAGGUUUGUUGAUGUCUGCAAUUACAGUCAUUAUCCUUGUGUUAUAUUUUAUAAUUGAUACCUUCUGGGUUCAGAAGAGACCUUGGCUUGCUGAAUGUACACCAAUUUAUAUUCAGUAUUUUGUGAAGUUCUUCAUUAUUGGAGUUACAGUCUUGGUGGUGGCAGUACCAGAAGGUCUUCCACUUGCAGUCACUAUAUCUCUGGCUUACUCUGUUAAGAAAAUGAUGAAAGACAAUAACUUGGUGAGACAUCUAGAUGCAUGUGAAACAAUGGGCAAUGCAACAGCUAUUUGCUCAGAUAAAACAGGGACAUUGACCAUGAACAGAAUGACAGUGGUCCAAGCCUACAUCAAUGAAAAACAUUAUAAAAAAAUUCCAGAACCAGAAGCUAUUCCAGAGAAAACCAUGGCUUACCUUGUGACAGGAAUUUCAGUUAAUUGUGCUUAUACUUCCAAAAUACUGCCUCCUGAAAAAGAAGGUGGCCUACCACGUCAUGUUGGAAAUAAAACUGAAUGUGCCUUGCUGGGAUUGCUCUUGGAUUUAAAGCGUGAUUAUCAGGAUGUAAGAAAUGAGAUACCAGAAGAGGAUUUAUACAAAGUGUACACCUUCAACUCUGUUAGAAAGUCUAUGAGUACUGUCUUAAAAAACUCUGAUGGCAGUUUCCGGAUAUUCAGUAAAGGUGCCUCUGAGAUAGUUCUUAAAAAGUGCUUCAAAAUACUGAGUGCUAAUGGAGAGCCAAAAGUAUUUAGACCUAGGGACCGUGAUGAUAUCGUGAAAACUGUAAUUGAGCCAAUGGCUUCUGAAGGGCUCAGAACCAUCUGCUUGGCAUUCCGAGACUUCCCAGCAGGGGAACCUGAGCCAGAAUGGGACAAUGAAAAUGAUAUUGUUACUGGCCUGACAUGCAUUGCUGUAGUUGGGAUUGAAGAUCCUGUGAGACCUGAGGUACCUGAUGCAAUAAAGAAGUGUCAACGUGCAGGCAUAACUGUACGUAUGGUCACUGGUGAUAACAUUAAUACUGCUCGUGCUAUUGCAUUAAAAUGUGGUAUUCUGAAUCCUGGUGAAGAUUUCUUGUGUUUAGAGGGCAAAGACUUUAACAGGAGAAUACGCAAUGAAAAAGGAGAGAUAGAGCAAGAGAGACUAGAUAAAAUUUGGCCAAAGCUCCGUGUUCUUGCAAGAUCUUCUCCCACUGACAAACACACUCUCGUAAAAGGUAUAAUUGAUAGCACUGUCUUUGAACAGAGGCAAGUUGUAGCAGUAACUGGUGAUGGUACCAAUGAUGGUCCAGCUCUGAAGAAGGCAGAUGUUGGAUUUGCUAUGGGUAUUGCAGGAACAGAUGUAGCUAAAGAAGCUUCUGAUAUUAUCCUUACAGACGACAACUUCACAAGUAUUGUUAAAGCAGUUAUGUGGGGACGAAAUGUGUAUGACAGCAUCUCCAAAUUUCUUCAGUUCCAGCUUACUGUCAAUGUAGUAGCAGUAAUUGUUGCUUUUACAGGAGCAUGCAUAACACAAGAUUCUCCGCUUAAAGCUGUGCAGAUGCUGUGGGUAAAUCUCAUAAUGGACACAUUAGCUUCUCUUGCCCUGGCAACAGAACCACCUACCGAAGCUCUGCUAUUGCGAAAGCCUUAUGGUAGAAACAAACCUUUGAUUUCUCGUACAAUGAUGAAGAACAUUUUGGGUCAUGCAUUCUACCAGCUCGUAGUGGUCUUCACACUUCUCUUUGCUGGUGAGAGAAUUUUUGAUAUCGACAGUGGAAGAAAUGCACCUCUGCAUGCCCCUCCUUCAGAGCAUUAUACUAUUGUAUUUAACACAUUUGUGAUGAUGCAGCUUUUUAAUGAAAUUAAUGCCCGGAAAAUCCAUGGUGAAAGAAAUGUGUUUGAAGGAAUCUUCAACAAUGCUAUCUUCUGUUCUAUUGUUCUGGGGACAUUCGUUGUGCAGAUAAUUAUUGUGCAGUUUGGUGGGAAGCCUUUCAGUUGCUCGGAACUGUCAAUUGAACAGUGGCUGUGGUCCAUUUUCCUGGGCAUGGGAACACUACUUUGGGGCCAGUUGAUUUCAACAAUUCCAACCAGCCGCCUGAAAUUCCUUAAAGAAGCUGGUCAUGGAACACAAAAGGAAGAGAUUCCUGAAGAAGAGCUAGCAGAAGACGUAGAGGAGAUCGAUCACGCUGAGAGAGAAUUACGCCGUGGUCAGAUCUUGUGGUUUAGGGGCCUAAACAGGAUACAAACUCAGAUCCGAGUGGUGAAUGCAUUUCGUAGCUCCUUGUAUGAGGGGCUGGAGAAACCUGAGACACGAAGUUCAAUUCACAAUUUUAUGACGCAUCCUGAGUUUAGAAUAGAAGACUCCGAGCCUCAUAUUCCCCUUAUUGAUGAUACUGAUGCUGAAGACGAUGCUCCAACAAAACGCAACUCUACUCCCCCACCCUCUCCCAAUAAAAAUAACAAUGCGGUUGACAGUGGAAUUCACCUUACAACAGACAUGAACAAGUCUGCUACCUCUUCAUCCCCAGGGAGCCCGCUACAUAGUUUGGAAACAUCACUCUGAUUGUAAGCUGAAUGUUAACACACUAGCUGCAUUGUAAAGAAAUUGAAACUGGGUCUCUUCACACAUUAUGAUGGACAAGAUGAUAUUCUUGUCUCGGACUUCAACAGAAGACACACUUGUACGAAUGUAGAUUUAUUUUUUUAAAAAACAAAAGCUUUCUGCCAGACUGGAGGGUGCUUUUCUGGGGUGGGAGUAAUAAUGAACUCUGACAGAUAAACAGUAACUCGGCAUAAGUGACCUGUGGAUCAUCUGUUGUACUUAAGAAUGGUCCUGAACAGUGUGUUAGCAGAGCUUUAGUUUAUCAUGAUCCUUUUCUGAGGGAAAGGCUGGGAAGGGCAAGAAGGCCCUGCAUCAUUGAAUUGAUACUUUAAUUUCUGCUGUUGGCUGUUAAUAAUUUGGAUUAUUUAUGUUUAUAAAUGAUACAGAUCUGUUUACAAGGUUUGUAGAUACUUUUUUGUUCCUGUUCAUAGAUGGGAAGCUUCCUUAUAAACGAUGCGGAGAAAAAGUAAAAAAAAAAAAACCCAACCCUCCCCCCCCCAAAAAAAAAACCCACAAAACAAAAAAACUAGUCCUUCAAAUACUGCUGUAUUUUCAGGAAAAGGGUGUUUCUAUUGAAACUGUACUAAAUUUUGCCUGCAAUUUACCUUGUUAAAUAUUGUAGAUAAAUUGCUACUACUAAUAGCCAAAUAGAUAACACUAAUGCUUUGUAAAAACAUGAGCAGUGGUGUUCUAAUGAAGUUAUGGCCUCUGUCCUAAUUAGUUUCUUAAAUACAUUUACUACUUAAUGGUUUUGAAACAAUUGUUUAAUUUUUAAAAAUUUUGAGAAACAUACUGAAUAACUUUUGUUCAGAACUUAGUAGGAUUGUUUAAUGAGGACAUCAAUCUGUGAUGGAACUUGCUUGAAAUAUUUCUGUUAUCUCGGGCAAAAUGGAUUAAAUCAAAAUACAUCAGAAUCUUAGUCCUUUGUUUUUGUCUUAAACAUGUUAGUUUAGUGCUGUCUUGGUGAACUGUGAGUGGAACUGUGAUUUUUAUUUUAUUUUUUUUCUAAUCUAUAGAAUCCUUCAUGCAGCAUGAGGGCUGUUGGCAUUUUGAAAGGUUGUUAGUGGGUAGCAUACAUGUUCUCCUUUUUGUUUUUGGAACUUGUUUGUAAACAUGAAUAAAUCUGCCCUUUUGUUAAAAUAAAAUUGCA
Melopsittacus undulatus (budgerigar) is the source of this 5077-nucleotide messenger RNA. RefSeq names its product ATPase plasma membrane Ca2+ transporting 1 (gene ATP2B1). Gene Ontology annotation, cellular component: plasma membrane; intracellular membrane-bounded organelle. Gene Ontology annotation, molecular function: P-type calcium transporter activity; ATP binding; PDZ domain binding. The transcript has 21 exons. Lineage: Eukaryota; Metazoa; Chordata; Aves; Psittaciformes; Psittaculidae. The coding region runs from base 226 to 3888 and encodes 1220 amino acids. The record is from RefSeq and is a predicted model, not a curated record. Gene Ontology annotation, biological process: calcium ion transmembrane transport; regulation of cytosolic calcium ion concentration.